Molecule: messenger RNA, 3536 nt
Organism: Symphalangus syndactylus (siamang)
Lineage: Eukaryota; Metazoa; Chordata; Mammalia; Primates; Hylobatidae
Gene: CERS3
Product: ceramide synthase 3
Biological process (GO): ceramide biosynthetic process
Cellular component (GO): membrane
Molecular function (GO): sphingosine N-acyltransferase activity; DNA binding
Source: RefSeq, a predicted model, not a curated record
GGUUUCUACGUUGCAAACUGAGAAGAGGGUUGCUGGGUUGGGCCCCCCUCCUCUGGACACUAACCCCACCCAGCAAGAUCAUCCUGUUCAGCAGUUGACGAAUGACUGUGUGCACCAAAAGGCAACAACGAUGAGGCAACUGAUGCAUUUGUAACUCAAUGUCUUGCUGAAUUCCAGCUUUCUUUUCUCAAGGUGGUGAAACAGGAAGCAACAUCCCAUCAGGAAGAACCUGAGGGUGCCAUCCAGUAGCUUCGCCUCACGUCACUGACUGCCCUCAGUCAGAAAUCUUGACUUGCAACUUUGGAGGGUGGGUCUCUGAAGGAAUUUCAGGGCUUACGCAGAGAUGAGGUGUGUUGCUCUCUGAGGAGAACGAAGCUGGUUGGAUCGUUGGAAGCCACUCUGACUACACUUCACAAGCAAGGGGCACCUUUUGUGGACUGACAUUUCAGAAAGGGAUGUUGUGAAACAAAAGCUGACAUUUAUAUAUAUACAUAUAUACAGUAUUUGAGUUCCUCAGUAGAAAGCUAUCAUAUAUACUCAGAAUGUUUUGGACGUUUAAAGAAUGGUUCUGGUUGGAAAGAUUCUGGCUUCCUCCAACAAUAAAGUGGUCCGAUCUUGAGGAUCAUGAUGGACUUGUCUUCGUAAAACCUUCUCAUUUAUACGUGACAAUUCCAUAUGCUUUUCUCCUGCUGAUUAUCAGACGUGUAUUUGAAAAAUUUGUUGCUUCACCUCUAGCAAAAUCAUUUGGCAUUAAAGAGACAGUUCGAAAGGUUACACCAAAUACUGUCUUAGAGAAUUUUUUCAAACAUUCCACAAGGCAACCAUUGCAAACUGAUAUUUAUGGACUGGCAAAGAAGUGUAACUUGACGGAGCGCCAGGUGGAAAGAUGGUUUAGGAGUCGGCGGAAUCAAGAGAGGCCUUCCAGGCUGAAGAAAUUCCAGGAAGCUUGCUGGAGAUUUGCAUUUUACUUAAUGAUCACUGUUGCUGGAGUUGUAUUUCUUUAUGAUAAACCUUGGCUGUAUGACCUAUGGGAGGUUUGGAAUGGCUAUCCCAAACAGGCCCUGCUGCCAUCCCAGUACUGGUACUACAUUUUAGAAAUGAGUUUUUAUUGGUCUCUGUUAUUUAGACUUGGCUUUGAUGUCAAGAGAAAGGAUUUUCUAGCUCAUAUCAUCCACCACCUGGCUGCUAUUAGUCUGAUGAGCUUCUCUUGGUGUGCUAAUUAUAUUCGCAGUGGGACCCUCGUGAUGAUUGUACACGAUGUGGCUGACAUUUGGCUGGAGUCUGCUAAGAUGUUUUCUUAUGCUGGAUGGACGCAGACCUGUAACACCCUGUUUUUCAUCUUCUCUGCCAUAUUUUUCAUCAGCCGCCUCGUUGUUUUUCCUUUCUGGAUUUUAUAUUGCACGCUGAUCUUGCCUAUGUAUCACCUCGAGCCUUUCUUUUCAUACAUCUUCCUCAACCUACAGCUCAUGAUCUUGCAGGUCCUUCACCUUUACUGGGGUUAUUACAUCUUGAAGAUGCUCAACAGAUGUAUAUUCAUGAAGAACAUCCAGGAUGUGAGGAGCGAUGACGAGGAUUAUGAAGAGGAAGAGGAAGAGGAGGAGGAAGAGGAAGAGGCUACCAAAGGCAAAGAGAUGGAUUGUUUAAAGAACGGCCUCGGGGCUGAGAGGCACCUCAUUCCCAAUGGUCAGCACGGCCGUUAGCUGGAAGCCCGCAGGACUCCCACGGCACAGCAUGCUGCAAGUACUGUUGGCAGCCUGGCUUCCAGGCCCCACACAGACCCCAGAUUCUGCCCUUCCCUCUUUCUCACCACCGCCUUCCCUCCCACCUAAGAUGUGUUUACCAAAAUAUUGUUAACUUGUGUUAAAAUGUUAAAUAUAAGUAUACCCAUGGAUUUUUACUGCAGUUAGGACUCAGACUGGUCAAAGAUUUCAAAGGUUUCUCCACAGAACCGUCUCAGUUCUAAUUGCACUCCUUCAUGCAUGUCACUUUCUCAGGGGCUCACUUUGUUACAGGCCCUGUCGCCACCUUGCCUGUCCUCAGGACGCUUUCACAGGUGCUAAGUAAUCCCAUUUUUCCCAGGUGUGUUUGGCUACGAAGAGCAACUUGUUUCUCAAAAUGAGUUAGAAGUGGCAGUGGGACAGGAGCAGAAGGACCACACCAGGAGACACUUCCACGUUAUGGACACAUGCUGAAGCUUAGGUGCCUCAUCUCCACAGGGCGGUGGCAGUCCCUGCCUGUCACCCCACAGGGUUGCAGAAGUUUAAGUUCACACUGUCAACCGUGGGGUCAUUGUGAACCAACCCACUUUGCACUGUUUGGGAGACAGAAACCUGGCUAAACUUGGCACUGCGUUGUGCCUGAACAAAAGGCAGAAUCUUUAAAAAUUCCUCUUAAAUGACUCUGGAGAUACCUGGAAAUGAAAGUGCCAAGAAAGGCGUUCCAUUUUAUUUGCUGACUAUUUAUGCGUUAGCUCCCCAAGGGUCACUCUCAGAUUCUCCUGGAAUUCUUCUCCCUCAGGACCCAUGGUUCAAGGAAGGAAGUUUAGGCCUUGUUACUUCCUGUUCUUUGCUGGUCUUUCCCUUUCUUCCUUUCUAGGAGGGAAGCUUCUGUGCUGCUGCCCUGAGCCCUUCCUUCAGGCCAGCACAGCUACCUGGGGAGCUCCACGGGGGAAUGGGAUCCAGGCCAGGCUGCUUGCUGAGCAGCAUCACCCGGGAGGCCUGAGCCUCUGGGGAGGGCGCGCAUGACACUGCCAGACCCAGGGGAGAUCUUGGGAACAGAGGAUGCUACGUGAUUUCCUCUGGCUUCCAACCCAAUCAGCCUGCAUCAUGGUGAAACAGCACAACAGAAAAGGCCAUAAAAGGUAUACCCCUGAGAAAUGUUUAAGGGCAGGUGCUAGAGUCAGUGCCAGCUCCCUGGGAAGAGCAUAGGGAUGGGCAGAUCAGUAGCCAGCUUGUCCUCACCCUCAGGAAGGGAGCACCGGGGAAGACUUGCACACGUCCCUGCCUCCCUUGUGGCCUUGUCACCCCAGGGACACAUCUCCUGGGCACAAUGUGCAGGGCUGACCUGGGAGACUUCUCAGGUGGCUGCUGACUGAGGAGAGGCCAGGCCUUCCCAAGGAAGACUCCAAGUAAAAUCUGCAUCUGCCCUCACCGCCCCCACAGUCUCUCAUAACGGUCAGAUUUUGUAUGUUCAUCGUAUUUAUUCAGGGGCUCGUAUUAUAAAGCCACAGGAGAGGUCGGCUUGUAGGGACUGGAAAAUCAGUCCCAAGCAGGGCAGCUGCAGGGCCCCUGGAGCCGGAAGGACACUGCACAGAAGAGAUUGCAUUAUUAUUAUUUUUAAAUAAAAAUACACAUUUGAAACCUUAAGGCUAAAGAAAAAUAAACAAAAAAUCCUUUAGAAUUCUUUCUGCAACAAAAUCUCUUUUUGAGAAACUGUUAAAAACAAGGUCAGAUUUUCUCUGUAUAACAUUUGCUUUUAUGAGGACAAUAUCAUAUGCAUUAUAUGCAUAAUAUGGUAUUAUAAAUCAAAAUGCCUGC